Molecule: messenger RNA, 2107 nt
Organism: Oldenlandia corymbosa var. corymbosa
Lineage: Eukaryota; Viridiplantae; Streptophyta; Magnoliopsida; Gentianales; Rubiaceae
Source: the annotation of a GenBank genome assembly
CACGAGCUUCCUUAUUGCUCUGUGUCUUCGGUUUCAAUACUUUAGGCUUUAUUCUAUGUUCUUCUGAGCUUCGCCGCCGCUUUGUCACCGCCAACGGCCGCCGCUCCUUAUUUCGCCUGAGAAAAUCGCCGUUUUCGGUAGGUUUAAGGCCAGUUUCAGCCUCAACCUUGACUCUCGAACUUCAACUUCAGACUGCUUAAAGGUUUUGUACCCUCGAACCUGUAUCACAGUGUGAUGGGAACUAAGGCGGCAAAAAAGAAAGCUAUGGUCAAGCAAGUGAAGGAGGGUUCUGCUCAAUUAGCUAAUCCUUCUAUAACCAAUGAUGAAGCUCCUGAUUUCCUGCCAUUGGAAGGUGGUCCAGGAAAGAAGAUUCCUCAGUAUGAAAUGACUGAUACAAAAUCUUCAGUGUUAUACAUUGGGAGAAUCCCUCAUGGGUUCUAUGAGAAUGAAAUGGAAGGUUUUUUUAAGCAAUUUGGUACAAUAAAGAGGCUUCGAAUCGCUCGCAAUAAAAAGACAGGAAAAUCCAAGCACUUUGGGUUCAUAGAAUUUCAGUCUCCUGAGGUUGCAAAAGUGGUGGCUGAUUCGAUGGAUAACUAUCUUUUGUUUGAGCACUUGUUGCAAGUCCGUCUCGUUCCUCCACAACUUGUUACCAAAGACCUGUGGAAAGGCGUUAACCGCUGGUACAAACCCUUGGAUUGGGUCAGAAUUGAGAGGAAGCAUCAUGACAAGGUAUUCUCUAGAUGAAUCUGGAGUUGAUAGGCCUAUGCUAUUAAUAUUGAUUAAGUUGCUAAAUAAGUUGGCAAUUUUUACCCCCUUCGUCCCGAAGAUUGUCGGGUUUAGAUUUUCAUUUUAGUACAAAUUGUACUAACAAGUGAAAUUCCAAACAGGAUAAUCAUUGUGGGACAGGGGGAGUAUUAACUUUGAUUCUGUUUGCUUGAGGUUACUUAGAGAUGUAAAUAUUUCUCUGCAGGAAAGAACACUGGAGGAGCACAGGAAAUUGGUUGAAGGCAUUAAGAAACGGGACGAAAAAAGGCGGAAGAGAAUUGAAGCAGCCGGAAUUGAUUAUGAAUGCCCAGAAAUUGUAAGAGUGCAGUUUUUUUUUAUUUUGGUGGAUAUCAUUGUUUAAAAUAAAAAUCAAUGAACCUUUCCGUACUCUCGUAGAAUUGCUGCAUGGUUAUGUUAGAUAUAUUUAGUAAAGUCAUCUUUCAUGUGGUAAAAAUGAUAUUAUUGCACUAGACUCCUAUUCCACACUGGUUCCAUUGAGUUACAUCCUUCUCGAGGAAAUUUAUCAUUUUGUUAUUUUGGUUUGUUUUCACUUUUACCGCAGGUGGGUGUCAACCAGCCUGUUCCAAAGAAGAUAAAAUUUGCCGAAGAGUAGGGCUAUCUGGGAUUUGAAAUACCCAUGGUAACUAAAACACAGCUUUCAGAAAGGAUCUCUACUUGUGCGUUGGAAGUCUAUUGGCUAUGCGUUGGCGAAAGAUUUGGAGGCUGCAACUGUCCAGAGAAUGAAUCUUAGCAUUAAAGGGCAUUGAGCAUCAUGGCUAAUUAUGUUGUAAUGUGAAUGUGGUUUCUUAUUUUGAACUUGAGUUAGCUCGGUUCUUUUGGGUUUGCAGUGCCCAAAGAUCCGGACCUUGAGAAGAUUUUGUUAUGAGUAAUCUAUGAAAGUUUCUGUAGUUUGGUUAGAUUUGUUCACUCUUAAACUUCCUUUUUUUCUCUGCGUUCUUCCUGCAAAGUUGUAACUCCUUAGUAAUUGUAAUUUUUAGGUCUUUUGGUUGGGUAGUGAGUCUCAAGCGUGAUAUCUUAAAGUAAAAAAAAUAAAUAAAUGAAUAAAUAAUUUAAAAAUAAUAACUAUAGUGUAAAAAUAAGAACAGCUUGUGUGAUUAGCGGACAAGGGUUUAACACCACUAAAGCAAUGUUUGGCAACGCGUAGGCACUAUUGGUCCAUUAUCAGAAUGAAUGAAUGAUUCCUUCUCUCUUGGUUUUUGGUUCCUUUUGUUUUCUUUUUGCGGUGUUGUUUUGGGGGGGUCAAGAUCGAAAACCCUUGUGUCCUGGUUGCUCUAAACACAGGAAUGUCACGACCAGGUGAGUGCACAAUUGUAGUGGCUUU